Messenger RNA from Cottoperca gobio, 3535 nucleotides. RefSeq names its product WW domain containing adaptor with coiled-coil a (gene waca). Gene Ontology annotation, cellular component: nucleus. The transcript has 13 exons. The record is from RefSeq and is a predicted model, not a curated record. The coding region runs from base 180 to 1802 and encodes 540 amino acids. Gene Ontology annotation, biological process: regulation of autophagy; positive regulation of TORC1 signaling. Lineage: Eukaryota; Metazoa; Chordata; Actinopteri; Perciformes; Bovichtidae. Gene Ontology annotation, molecular function: chromatin binding; RNA polymerase II complex binding.
GUCUGAGUGGGAGAUGGACUGAGUGAGGGCGCUCUUUCGACCAGUGCUGCCGAUAGCAUUGAAAUACACAUACGAUAGGUUGAAAUUAUUGACGAUUUUACGUUGCUGAAUCAACAAGAAAAAUCUAGUACCGAUAUCAAUCUUUCACAUACCACUCCAAACACACUAACACGGCAUUGAUGGUAAUGUAUGCAAGGAAACAACCGAGACUCGGCGAUGGGUGCGACCGAAGAGAUUCUCAGCCCUACCAGGCUCUCAAAUACUCGUCCAAGAGCCAUCCAGGAGGGGACCACCGACAUGAAAAGAUGCGCGACUCCUCAGAUGUCACUCCUCCCUGCAAAAUGCUCAGGAGGUCUGACAGCCCUGAAAACAAACACAUCGACAGCACAGGGCACAGCAGAGCAAAGGCUGUCCAUACACACCGGGCCAGAGACAGGGAUGGAGGGACCAGUUAUUCUCCACAAGAAAAUUCUCACAACCACAGUUCCCUUCAUAGCUCCAACUCGCAUUCUAACCCCAGCAAGACCUCAGACACACCUUACGAACCUGGUGACGACUGGUCGGAGCACAUCAGCUCGUCUGGAAAGAAAUACUAUUACAACUGCAGGACGGAGGUGUCACAGUGGGAGAAGCCCAAAGAGUGGUUGGAGAGAGAGCAGAGGCAAAAAGAGGCAACAAAGACUGCGGUUGUCAACAGUUUCCCCAAAGACAGGGACUACAGAAGGGAGGCUAUGCAAGCAUCGGCAGCCACUGGCUUUACUGGAGCGAAGUCAGCCCAGGUGGAGAAGCCUGCAGCGUCCCAGUCGUCGUCAUCCUCUGCCUCAGGGAGCUUGAACCCCUCAUCGGGCACCCCUGGAUCGUCUGCCUCCACGGUGCCUGUGUCCCCAGUCCUGCAGUCCCCCGCCCCUCCACUACUGCAUGACCCCUCCCUGCUUCGCCAGCUUCUCCCAGCACUUCAGACUGCCCUGCAGCUUAACAAUGCCAGUGUAGACAUGGCGAAAAUCAACGAAGUUCUCACAGCUGCGGUCACACAAGCUUCAUUACAGUCGAUCCUCCAUAAGAUCCUCACUGCUGGACCAUCAGCUUUCAAUAUCACUACUAUCCUCUCUCAAGCUGCUCAACUCUCCAGCCAAGCAGCUCAGCAAUCGAACCAGUCACCCAUGUCGCUAACAUCAGAAGCGUCAUCGCCCCGGUCUUAUGUUUCUCCAAGGAUCAGCACACCACAGAGCAACGCUGGUCCCCUUAAACCCCACCACAGCACGCAGCCUGUCACCUCACAGACAAAAGUGAGCUCGACAGCAGGGAAGCAGGCGUCUCAUCCCCAUCCCACGUCCCAACAGUCCCUCUCCAGCGAUAAGCAGCACAGUCACGAUGCCACCACGGCCUCCCCGCGCAACCUCCAUCGCCAAGGCAGCCAGAGGAGUCCCUCCCCGGGUGCCAACCACGUGUCCUCCAGCAGCAACGCCUCCAACUCUGCCUCCGCUCCCCCCUCCGCCUCAGCAGCCCGGCCCUCCUGCACCUUCACCCCCACCCUGGCUGCCCACUUCAAUGAGAAUCUUAUCAAACACGUGCAGGGUUGGCCUGCUGAACACGCAGAGAAACAGGCAUCAAGACUACGUGAAGAGGCUCACACCAUGGGGAGCAUCUGUAUGUCCGAGAACUGCACCGAGCUCAAAAACCUCCGGUCCUUGGUCAGAGUCUGUGAAAUACAAGCCACACUGCGUGAGCAGAGGAUACUGUUUCUGAGACAGCAAAUCAAAGAACUUGAAAAGUUGAAGAAUCAAAAUUCUUUCAUGGUCUGAGAACUUUCUGGUUGCGAGUUGAAGCGGGGGUUUGGGGAGGGCAGGGGGUGGGGGGGAAAGACCCAUUGCACAUAGUUGGAAGCUGGAGGGAGAGCAGCUGAUCGGUUCCUCUUGAGCCCAGUCUUUAAACACACAGGAGCUGCAGUCGGGGUUGGCUUUGGACCGCUGGGCUGGGGAGGACCAAGAGGGAAACCUGAUGAGCUGUCGGAGGGGGACGGCAGGGUGCUUUACAAGACUCUGUUUUGUAAAAAACCCACGGUGGGGGGAGGGGGGGAUGUAGAUUUCUUGUAGAUGUUAUUAUCUAUGUUGUAAAUAUGUUUUGUAGAUUGAAGCCAUGGAAAGCCAUGCCUAUCAAAGCUUUUGACAUCCAAACUAAUCAACGCCGAGGGCCGGCUACAUUCAUUAGCUAGCCUUUCCUCCAUGUUAACGCAGACUAAAAGCUUCAUUUUGUCAAUUCAUAGAUCAUUAAACCAUUGAGCAUGUGUGACCUGCACGUAAAACGGAAGAGGAUGUUUCGAAGCCAUUUAUAUACACAGAAGCCUAAAGCAUAACUCACUGGUGUCAAUGUAGUUUCUUUCCUCAAAUAUCGGUUAACUGAUUACUCUCUAGAUUCUCUUCCUGCGCCCUCCUCUGGGUGAAAUGUAACCUGUACUCAGGCGUAGUGAACGUCCCCUCUGCGCAGGUCUUUGCUCACUACGGUUCGGUGAUCUACUUGCAGCUUCUGGUUGCCCUGCAUGUCCCGAUCUGAAGAAGAAAAAAAACAACAACAAAAAAAAAAACAGUGCCUGGUGGUGUGAUGGAGUAAGUGAUUUAAAAACAAAAAACAGAAAAAAAAAAUGAUGAGAUGUGAUGGCGUGCUGCUUUGGACCAUUCCCACUACCCUCCCCUGGCCUCAGCCCUGCCCUGCCACACCCUCUUCCUCCUGAGACAUCAACACUUCACACCCUCCAAGUAGUUUUUUUUAUUUUAUUCCCAAAGUUUCGGUUCUUCUUUUCUUUUUUCUUCCCCCUCUCCAACAUUGUACUUUUCAAGAUGAGAUGGGUACCACUGGUUCAUUCCUUUUUUGUACAGUCGCUAACAUGCAGUGGAGUUUUAAGAAGAGGACGCAGAAUUAAGAAAAAGGUUUUAUUUAUAAAGAGUUGUAGUGAUAAGCAGUUAAAUCCGAAUGAUAUCCACACUUUUAUUUGCACCCAUAUUAGGAGUGGUACUCCAGCGGGUUAGAGGCGGAUGUAUGCGGAUCACCUCUCGUGUCAGAGCAGGGCAACGAGAGGGCACACGGUCAAAUGUGAAAUGUAUGUAUUGUAAUAAAGAUGUUCAACUAAAGCAAGCACUGGUUAUUUUAUUGGAGUUUUAGGUUUGGUUCUUACGCUAGUGCCUUGUUGAAAGUCUUAAGUCUCGCAGCCUCAUUUACCUGCAACGCCCACACUUUAUUUCAUCCUGUCUGACCAACAAGAAAAGAUCUUCAACAAGCAUGUCAUGCACAGGGUUGUAUUUUUGUUUUGUUUUUUCUAGCACGUCCCAUCCAGCUCUUACUUGUUUGUUCCCCCCACUGUUGAAGCAGGGUCCUAAGCUGCAAAAAGCCUCUUUUUUUUUUUUCCACCAUACUAUCUAUCUUGAGUCUAACUGAACUGCAACACACUUCAGUGAAGGUGACCACAUCAUUGCUUUGUAUAUUGUUUCCUGAAAUAUAUUGACAAAUGAAAUAAAAUAUGCCUCUCUGGGGCCAUGUUGUU